This is a messenger RNA of Serinus canaria (Common canary), 2006 nucleotides long. It is a transcript of the gene RXFP1, whose product is annotated as relaxin family peptide receptor 1. Bases 123 to 2006 code for a protein of 627 amino acids. The transcript has 16 exons. Gene Ontology annotation, cellular component: membrane. Gene Ontology annotation, molecular function: protein binding; G protein-coupled receptor activity. The record is from RefSeq and is a predicted model, not a curated record. Lineage: Eukaryota; Metazoa; Chordata; Aves; Passeriformes; Fringillidae. Gene Ontology annotation, biological process: G protein-coupled receptor signaling pathway.
CAAAGACACCUGAGUGCUUGGCUGGUGAUGUGCCAGCAGAGUGUACCUGCCAAGGCCUGGAGGUUUUCUGUGAUGCUGCCAAACUACGUGCUGUCCCAUCAGUCUCUCCAAACAUAACCAUCAUGUCUCUUCAGAGGAAUCAGCUGAGGAAACUUUCUGCUGAUGUUUUCAAGAAAUACCAAGAUCUUAAAAAUCUGUAUCUUCAGAAUAAUAAAAUCAGAGCCAUAUCUGAACGUGCUUUCAAGGGUUUAUACAACUUGACAAAACUAUACCUGAGCAACAACAAGAUAACGAAUUUGGAGCCUUUUGUCUUUGCAGACCUCCACAGGCUUGAAUGGCUGAUAAUUGAAAACAACAGGAUAAAUCGGAUCUAUCCAUUAACAUUCUAUGGACUCAAAUCCCUUAUUCUUCUAGAGAUGAUGAAUAAUUCUCUUGCUCGCUUGCCUGAUAAACCUCUGUGCCAAUAUAUGCCAAGAUUAAACUGGCUGGACCUUGAAGGCAACCAUAUCCAUCACGUGAAAAAUGCCACUUUCAUGUCCUGCAGCACUCUAACUGUACUGGUGAUGAGACGAAAUAAAAUCAGCUCCCUAAAUGAAAACAGCUUUUCUUCUCUCCAGAUGUUAGAUGAAUUAGAUUUGGCUAGCAACAAGAUUGAAUCACUUCCUCCAUAUAUAUUUAAGGAACUAAAGGAACUUUCACAACUGAACCUUUCUUACAACCCCAUCAAGAAAAUACAAAUAGACCAGUUUGAUUUUCUAACUAAACUCAAAUCCCUCUUAGAGGGCAUUGAAAUUGCAAACAUCCAGAGGAGAAUGUUCAGCCCCCUGAGAAACCUUUCCCACAUAUAUUUCAAGAAAUUCCAGUACUGUGGGUACGCUCCUCACGUGCGCAGCUGCAAACCCAACACUGAUGGGAUUUCCUCCCUCGAGAAUCUUUUAGCUAGCAUCAUACAGAGAGUGUUUGUCUGGGUUGUAUCUGCCGUUACCUGCUUUGGGAACAUUUUUGUUAUCUGCAUGAGGCCUUACAUCAGAUCAGAGAACAAGCUGCAUGCCAUCUCCAUAAUGUCUCUCUGCUGUGCUGACUGUCUGAUGGGGAUAUAUUUAUUUGUGAUUGGAGCUUUUGAUCUUAAAUAUCGUGGAGAAUACAACAAGCACGCUCAGUUGUGGAUGGACAGUAUCCACUGUCAAUUGGUUGGAUCGCUGGCUAUUCUGUCUACAGAGGUGUCAGUCUUACUGCUGACUUAUCUGACUUUGGAAAAAUACAUCUGCAUAGUUUAUCCUUUUAGGUGUUUGAAGCCCAGAAAAUGCAGGACAAUUUCCAUUUUGGUUCUUAUCUGGAUAAUUGGGUUUGCUGUUGCUUUUAUCCCACUGAGCAAUAAGGAAUUUUUCAGGAACUACUAUGGCACCAAUGGCGUCUGUUUUCCUCUUCACUCAGAACAAUCAGAAAGUUCAGGAAGUCAGAUUUACUCUGUUGUGAUUUUCUUAGGUGUAAACUUGGCAGCUUUUAUCAUCAUUGUGUUUUCCUAUGGGAGUAUGUUCUACAGCGUUCACCAGACAGCUAUCAUGGCUACUGAAAUUCGGAAUCAUAUUAAAAAAGAGAUGAUCCUUGCUAAACGUUUCUUCUUCAUUGUAUUUACUGAUGCACUAUGUUGGAUACCUAUUUUUAUUUUGAAACUCCUUUCUUUACUUCGAGUAGAAAUACCAGGUACCAUAACUUCUUGGGUGGUGAUUUUUAUACUGCCAAUAAAUAGUGCUUUGAAUCCUCUUCUCUACACUUUGACUACACGACCUUUCAAAGAAAUGAUUCACCAGGUUUGGUACAACUACAGACAGAGAAGAUCCAAAAGAGGUAAAGGCAGCCAGAAACCGUACGGUCCAUCAUUCAUUUGGGUAGAGAUGUGGCCAAUGCAUGAAAUCACGCCAAAGGUUACGAAGCCUGUGCUUUGUACAGACUCUUCUGAUGCUUCAGUGACUACACAGUCAACAAGACUGAAUUCCUACACAUAA